This is a messenger RNA of Aspergillus tanneri, 633 nucleotides long. RefSeq lists its product as uncharacterized. The record is from RefSeq and is a predicted model, not a curated record. NCBI's taxonomy places the organism in Eukaryota, Fungi, Ascomycota, Eurotiomycetes, Eurotiales, Aspergillaceae. The transcript has 4 exons. Bases 1 to 633 code for a protein of 210 amino acids.
AUGUCGUCCGCUCUGUCUCUACACCACGACGGCUUGCGACUUUUGGAAUAUAUAAAAGAGCAGAAUGUGAGGGUCCCGAGUCCUAUUAUUAACUACAUCCGGUUUGCCGUCUCGGUGGGCAAUGGCAUACUGCAACAACCCAAGGAUAACUGGUGCAGGAGUCCGGCGGCCACCGCGACGGACCUCUCCAAGGACCGCGAAGUUGUCCUGAAACUAGGUGAGCCAGCUGCCGUGCAGAGUUUCCGCCGCUAUACCACCGGAGAGAUCAAAAACCGCGCCGAAAAGGCACGGAUCAAGGCCGCGUGCCUGGCCUCGAUUCCCAUGCUCGCCUCGAUCAAAUUCGUUGUAGCUCGGCAGCUCAAGUCAGAUAAUCUCUGUCUAAGCCUGCGGUCCGCUAAGGAAGCCGAGCUCGCGCGAUGUCACCGCGACUGGUUGGUAGUCCACAAGGUCCCGGUCAAGGCCAUGGGUGACCUAACCAAGACCCCCAACUGGGAGCGCAUUGGCAAGAACCACACUGUGAUUAUAGUGUUUACCUUGCCACAUGCGGCCAACCAAGCUAUCAACAGCAACACGAUCUGGGACUCAACAGUGCUUACCACAGUCCUCUACGACCGAUUUGCACGCAUCCGUUAA